Molecule: messenger RNA, 2308 nt
Organism: Serpula lacrymans var. lacrymans S7.9
Lineage: Eukaryota; Fungi; Basidiomycota; Agaricomycetes; Boletales; Serpulaceae
Exons: 9
Coding region: 152-2035 (627 amino acids)
Biological process (GO): mRNA processing
Cellular component (GO): spliceosomal complex
Molecular function (GO): mRNA binding
Source: RefSeq, a predicted model, not a curated record
AGCACCCUUCAUUCUCUAAUUGCUGUUUGCUCAUCGUUGCUUGCAUUGUACACUAAAAAACUUUGAUAUUUAAUCAGAGCUCCAUUUUUACCGCCUUCUGUUCCGAUUUAUCUCACCCAAACCUCAAAAGUUAGCGCAUAGCGAAGACAAUAUGCAACCUUUACCAAACCGGUUAGGACUUGGUCUGCGUCCACCUUUGCCGUCUUAUGGCCAAGGGCCCUCAAUGUCGGCUCUCGCACAGCAGCAACAAAUGCUUCAUCAGAACUUUGUACCUCCGCAAGCGCAGAAACUGACAACUUUGUUUGUCGGUUCGAUAUCGGGAGGCAUAACAGAUGCAUUUCUUAAUCGGCUUCUUACGGCAUGCGGGCCUGUCAAGUCUUUCAAGCGCCUGAUUACACCUGCUAAUAAACCACAAGGUUUUGGAUUUGCUGAAUAUGAAGAGCCAGAUGCCGCUUUACGUUGUCUAAAUCUUUUGCAAAGCGUAGAGCUGCCCGCAUUGGAGGAUGGUUGUGCGAACAAGAAGUUACUGAUCAAAGCGGACGAAAAGACAAGAAUGUUUUUAGAUGCAUAUCAAGCCCAGCGGAUGAAAACAGACACUGACGAUUUAUUAAUGCAACAGUCGAAAGCUAAAGUUGACGAACUCGUAGCAGAAAUCAAUCGUGCUUCUCAAGAUGCAGCAAAUAGUGGUCUGAUCGACAAGGAGAAGUAUGUUAUACCGCCACAUUUGCACGAUUUGCAAGAAGCCGAUCUUCCCGAAACGCAGCGUGGUCUUGUUAUUUCUGAAAUUGCCCAGUUUCGUGAACGUGCAGCCAAAAGAGAAAGAGAAAAAAUGAGAGACGUGCGCGAGAAUAUACCUGUCGUGGGUGCGCCUAGUGGACCGAAAGUUAGGGAGUGGGGAAAGCCGCAGCCUCAGUCACCUGCUCAGGGGUCUCCUCAGCCUGGUAAGAGUGGCCCACAGGGCCACGGAAAGGGAGCACAAGGAUAUAGUAAACCUGUCGGAUUUGUGAAAGCCGAGGAUAGUGGCGCAGCAACGGGUGCAUUGUCUGGUGAACGCCAAGUACCUGGUAAAGGAGGAAAGACAGAUGAGGAAUUGGAGUCUGAUCGGAAAGAGGCGAGACGGCGCGACGAGGAAGUUUCUUUUAGAGACCGAGAGCGUCGUUAUGAGCCUCGAGAGCGAGCUCGUAUACAAACUCUUGAACGUUCUAUAGCUCGCCAGUCCGCAAUGAAGGAGGCCGAAGAACGAGAUCGGAUUGAGAUGCGAUCGCGUUUGGAUGUAUGGGACGACGACGAAAGUGAUGAGCUGUUUUAUGUUGAUCGCGUUCGCUGGCGUCAAUCUCGUGUUCGGCGGCUGGCUGCUGAAGAGGCUGCUGACAGUGAAUCUCGGUUAUAUGAAGAGCGAGAAACUGAGAAUCUACGACUGGAGUCGGAGAAGUUCCUUGCUAGACAGAUGGAAGAUAUGCAGGCUUUAGCUGAAGAGCAACGCAAGGCUGGAAUGUUACUGGAUGAUGGUGCUCCGGUGAAACUCAACAUGUCGUUAACUACUGCUCCGAUCAAGCAGGAGCCCUCUGGAAAAGAGAGCAAGGCGACGUUGUUCGGUCAGGAGGAGGAGGAGGAGGAAGAUAUCAAGAAACGGAAGGUUCCCCUUGUCAAGCUUGAUUUCAGUGCUGCAGAAGGAGAGAAGGCGAAGGAGCGGGUGGUCAAGAUUAAGGAGUCUGUACCGCACGAUAAAGAGACCCUGUUCAAAGCGAAAGUUAGAUGGGAUGGUUUAUCUGAUAUGAUGAUUGAUCGAAAGUUCGAACCUUUGGUUAAACGUCAAAUGGUCAAGUACCUCGGCGAACUGGAGGACGAUGAUCUAAUUAUGUUUGUACUGGAACAUCUGAAAGACCACAAAGGUCCACAAAAGCUUGUCGAGGGGCUCGAGCCUGUGUUGGAGGAAGAAGCAGGAGAGUUCGCCAUCAGCGUUUGGAGACAAGUCAUCUUCGAGAGCAUGGCGUAUGGUGAAGGCCUACACACCGAAAAACUGAUGGUCGACUGAGAGGCUGCGGCAAUGAAAGGACUUGAUUACUGAUGGUACCUCUGCUCAUGAAGGAGGGGGCAGGUGCGUUGUGUAGCAUUAUGUUUAUAUCCGCUGAGAUGUACGAAUCUUUCGUGAUGAGCGUCAACGUUCUUCUGGCAUGGUGGUGGUGCUCUUGGAGGAAGGCGUUACUGUGAAGCUGCAGUCGUGAGUUCACCUUUAGAUCAUCCUUGUAGCGAAAUUACUUCUCCUUGUGCUUGAGCGCUAUUAUUCUAUACAUCGAUAUUCGAUCUA